Messenger RNA from Peromyscus leucopus (white-footed mouse), 3687 nucleotides. RefSeq names its product S1 RNA binding domain 1 (gene Srbd1). Gene Ontology annotation, biological process: nucleobase-containing compound metabolic process; translation. NCBI's taxonomy places the organism in Eukaryota, Metazoa, Chordata, Mammalia, Rodentia, Cricetidae. Gene Ontology annotation, molecular function: structural constituent of ribosome; mRNA binding. The record is from RefSeq and is a predicted model, not a curated record.
UUUGAAAAACUUCCGGCGGGAACCGGAAGAUUCUGCGACAGAACUCCAGUCUACUGACUCGCCAGGCCGGAAGAUGUCCUCAUUGCCAAGAAGAGCAAAAAAACAGGCUCAGAAUGUGGAAUCCAAAGAUGAAUUUUCUUUCUUCUCUGAGUUGUCAUCUGGCUCUGAAGAAGAUGACAAGGAAGAUAGUAUUUGGGAACCUCAGAAGAAAGUCUCCAGAAACAACCGUAAGCAGCCUGCUUCCAAGGAAGCAACCAACCGUAAGCAAAGGCCUCGGGUGAAGAAGAACACCCCUCAGAUGGAUGAUGUAUCAAAAGACGUGGCUGUUAAGGAGGAGUUGAAUAGCCCUGUACCUAUUGUUGGUGCCGAUUUGGAAGAGAAAAAUCACAAAUUGCAUACGACAAAGACUCUGAAAACUGCAGCAAAAAAACAAAAAAACUCAGGUCCGAGGGCCAAAAAAAAGUUGAAAGUUGAUGAGGAGACCAGCCAACCCAGCCCCUUAGAAGGUGGAAAUAGCAAUAUGGAGACACCAUCAACAAGUACCACAUGUGAAGAUGUGUGCAAGAAGGAAGAAAGUGAAGACGACUUCACGUUUGGUCAGUCCCCUCGAAAGAGGAUGAAGACUGAAGUGUGUCCUCAGGGGAGGCCUGUCAAGUUCCCCGAAGGCGCCAACAGCAUUAAAGAGGAGGUGGAAAUGAACUGGGACAUAGUGCAGGUUUUAUCUGAGAGAACUAAUAUUGAACCUUGGGUUUGUGCCAACAUCAUACGCCUUUUUAAUGAUGACAACACAAUUCCCUUCAUUGUACGCUCGAAAGAGCUCAUUAAUAACCUCGAUGCCGAUUCCUUGAGAGAAGUUCGCCAAACCCUAGAAGAGCUACGGGCGGUUGCAAAGAAGGUUCAUAGUACAAUCCAGAAAAUUAAGAAGGAGGGGAAGAUGUCUGAGUGCUUGCUAAAAGCCUUGCUGAACUGUAAAACAUUUGAAGAGCUAGAGCACGUGUCUGCUCCAUAUAAAACGGGGAGCAAAGGCACCAAAGCCCAGAGAGCAAAACAGCUGGGACUAGAAGGAGCAGCAUGGAAACUUCUGGAAAAUCCAGGGCAGCUCAACCUGCUGUCUUACAUCAGGCCUGAUGUUCAAGGCCUUUCCGAGCUCAAGGACAUCGAAACAGGAAUACAGCAUAUUUUAGCAGACAUGAUUGCUAAAGACAAAGAUACACUCGACUUCAUUCGGGACUUGUGCCAAAAUAGAUACAUUUCUAUCCAGUCAUCUCUUGCAAAAGUAUCCUCAAAAAAAGUAAAUGAGAAAGAUGUUGAUAAGUUUCAACUUUACCAGAACUUUUCCUGCAACAUAAGAAACAUCCACCACCACCAGAUUCUGGCCAUUAACCGUGGAGAGAAUUUGAAGAUACUGACAGUCAAGGUCAACAUUUCUGAUGGAGUGAAGAAUGAAUUCUGUAGGUGGUGUUUACAAAACAGGUGGAGGCCACGUGGCUUCGCGCGGCCAGAGUUAAUGAAGAUCUUACAUAAUUCGCUAGAUGAUGCCUUUAAACGCCUUAUUGUUCCUCUCCUCUGUAGAGAGUUCAGAGCCAAACUGUCAUCGGACGCAGAGAAGCAAUCGGUGUUGACGUUUGGACAGAAUCUCCGCCAGCUCCUUUUAACGAGUCCUGUUCCAGGGCGCACCUUGAUGGGAGUGGAUCCUGGCUACAAACACGGAUGCAAACUGGCCAUCAUCUCUCCCACCAGUCAGAUUCUUCAUACUGAUGUGGUUUAUUUGCACUGUGGACAAGGCUUCCGAGAGGCAGAGAAGAUCAAGAGACUUUUGCUGGAUUUCAACUGCAGCACAGUGGUGAUUGGAAAUGGAACUGCCUGCCGGGAAACUGAAGCGUACUUCGCUGACCUGAUAAUGAGGAACUACUUUGCACCAUUGGAUGUCGUUUACUGUAUUGUCAGUGAAGCAGGCGCCUCCAUCUACAGCGUCAGCCCUGAAGCCAACAAAGAGAUGCCUGGGCUGGACCCCAACCUUAGAAGUGCAGUUUCCAUAGCAAGACGUGUUCAAGAUCCAUUAGCUGAGCUAGUGAAAAUUGAGCCGAAGCACAUUGGAGUUGGAAUGUACCAGCACGAUGUAUCCCAGACUUUACUCAAGGCAACCCUGGACAGUGUUGUAGAAGAAUGUGUCAGCUUUGUGGGGGUGGAUAUUAACAUCUGUUCCGAAGUUCUGUUACGGCAUAUUGCAGGACUUAAUGCCAACAGAGCCAAAAACAUCAUUGAGUGGCGAGAGAAGAAUGGGCCUUUCAUCAACCGAGAGCAGCUGAAGAAGGUAAAGGGCCUGGGUCCAAAGUCCUUCCAGCAGUGUGCUGGCUUCAUCAGAGUCAACCAGGACUUCAUCCGAACAUUCUGCAGGGUUGAUGAUGCUCUGUGCUCGGCUGGGAAUACAGCAGUCAACAAGGCAGAAAAUCGCCUCUUCUCAGGGCAUCAUAUUUUAAUGCUUGGAAAGGACAAUGAACCAACUAGUCAAACAAGUAGAUUCAGAUGGUAUUUCAUACAGUCAGCCACUGACUCUUCAGGCCAGAGCCAGGGAGCUGCCACACUCACCAGUGAGAAGCUGGGCAAAAAGAAGACCAAAGCAGAUGCCACCCUCACUCCAAACCCCCUGGACCAGACUUGCAUCCAUCCAGAAUCCUACGACCUAGCAGUCAGGUUUUUGUCAUUCAUUGGAGGGACACUGCAUGAGAUUGGAAAGCCUGAAAUGCAACAGAAAAUCAAUUCAUCUCUUGGAAAAGAAGGUAUAGAGAAAACGGCAGAAAGGUUGCAGACGACUGCACACACCUUACAGGUCAUCAUCGACGGUCUGAGCCAGCCCGAAAGCUUUGACUUCCGAACAGAUUUCGAUAAACCUGACUUCAAGAGAAGCAUAGUGUGUCUGGAAGAUCUGCAGGUGGGGACAGUUCUCACCGGGAAAGUGGAGAAUGCCACUCUGUUUGGGGUUUUUGUGGAUAUAGGGGUGGGCAAGUCGGGCUUGAUUCCUAUACGAAGCAUCACAGAAGCCAAGCUAUCGAAAACAAAGAAGAGAAGGAGCCUGGGCCUGGGCCCUGGAGAGAGAGUGGAGGUGAAGGUCCUCAACAUUGACAUCCCCCGAUCUAGGAUCUCGCUCGAUCUCCUUCGGGUGUUGUGAGUUCCCCACCGAAGGCCAAGCACCAGUGUGGUCUUGUUUCUACUGCUGGACAAGGACACGCAAAGCUGAUUGAUGGAGCCUGACAGCAGAUGAGAGGGAGUCCUGACUUCCCCUGUGAAAACAACUAAUGAUGUCCUCACGUGGCGUUGUGUGGCAGCAGUUUUGUCACCUUUUGUAAUUCUUCCUGGACGCACCUUCUGUAGCAGGUGGCUUCAAUUCUCCCUGCUAGCAUCUGCUGUCUUGGACCUGGGUGGAGUGUCGUCGUGUUUGAAAUGCAUGGUGUUGGUUGACACAUUAGGACUAGCAGUCUUUAAUCCUGCCAUCUUAUUCAUUGUUAAAUUAGGAUUUUUGCACAUAAUUCAUAAUUUUAUAAUAAUUUUUAUUUUCCUUUACCAAACCAAGCAAAAAUAUACCAGUAAAAGAGAUUAUCAUGUGUUUAUGACCAUCAAAUGAAUGAUUCAGUGUGUUCUUCAGAAGAACAUGUGUAUUGACCCCUACAAUAAAUGACUGGCUGGUGA